UAACGGUCACUUCCUCUUCUCGAAAAUAAAAAAACCCUAGAGCCUCUUACAGGUAGGGUCCCGUCCCCAAUCCAAGCCCCAGCCUUCAAAUUUUAUGACCGUUUUGUCCCUUUCCUUCCCCCCCCUUUUGACCUUUUUCUCAAAGUUUCUAAAUUCUUUCUCACCAAACCCAACGGCCAUCGCUCUCUCUUUCUCUCUCGCUCUCUUCUUCUCUCACUCGCAGAGAUCAAAGAUGCAUUGGUUGCUUUGAAAACCGAGAACCCAAAUCACAGAAAGACCCAAUCUUUGAGAGAGAAGUAGAGAGAGAUUUGUAAUGGGUUGCUUUCUUGCAUGUUUUGGUUCUUCCAAAGAUAAAAGCCGCAGGAAUCAACAGAGGUACAGGGUUCAGCACCGAGAACAAAGAUAUACAAGUUUUGAGCCUGUUCAAUCUGCUGUCUCUUCUGUGCCGGUUUGGGAAAACCCCAUUAGCCCUGAAUUGAAAUAUGAAAAACCCAUCAGCCCGGAAUUGAAAUGUGAAAAACCCAUCAGCCCAGAAUUGAAGGAUGAAAAACCCAUCAGCGUGGAAUUGAAGGAAGAAAAACCCCGUAGCCCAGAAUUGGAAGAAGUUAGGGAUAAGCCGGUGGAUCAACUGAGCUUCAUUACUAGAAAGAAAGUUACUUUUGAUUCUAAUGUCCAAACCUAUGAGCAUGUUGCAAUCAACGAAUCCACGGAUCUUUUAUUCGAUAGUAAAGAGUGUCAGAAAGAGGAGGGGAAAACCUUGAAAGAAUCAAGCCAAUCCAAGACUUCGUCUGAAGAUGGUUCCAUCACUUCUAGCUCAGGGUCAUACCCUCCUAAUCAUAGGUACCAGAAUUGCAGGGACAGUGACGAUGAAGAUGAACCAUUAGACUAUGAUGAGGACAGUGAUCUCGAUGAUGAUGAUGAUGAUGAUGAUCUUGAGGAUGACACUGAUGAUAAUGGGGAACUAGAGUAUGAAGAUGAAAUUGUAGACUCGAAGAGAGGGACACAAGUAAUGGCUGAGGAUUCUGAUAGUGCAAUGCCGAAAAAGCCAACUGGGCUAAACUACAGUGCUCGUGAUAGGAGUGAUUAUGUUCAUGCUGUGCUUAACCCGGUUGAAAAUCUCACACAAUGGAAAGCUGUCAAAGCCAAAAAGACAACAGUAAUGAAGCCUCAGAAGGAGAAUUUCACCCCAGCUGAUGAACCCCGGAUUUCGUUCAGUUCAGAGCCAAUUUUUAAGGAAGUAUCGUCGAGUUUCAAAUCACUUAAGAGGCAACCUGGUCAGGCCAGGAAUUCUAACCAAGAAAUGGCAGUUGAUGCUAGCCUGUCAAAUUGGUUGGGUUCAUCAGAAUCUACACCUAUUAACAAGACUAGCACAAUAUCUCUGGACACUGCUACACCUGAGAAAAGCAUGUCCUACGGAUCACCACACUCGGCAACAAGCCACGAAGAUAGACCAAUUUUAGGUGCGUUAACAGUUGAAGAGCUGAGACAGUUUUCAGCUUCAUCUUCGCCGCGGAAGUCACCCAGUAGAAGCCCUGAUGAGAUGGCCAUAAUUGGGACUGUUGGGAGCUACUGGAAUGAUCACACUGGUCCUGCCAAGGGUUCUGGCGCCUCCUCUUACAAAGGAAUACCGAACACGACCAGCAAGUACAGAGAGGAUAGAAGAGUCAACUGGCACUCUACCCCAUUUGAGACACGGUUGGAAAGAGCUUUGAAUAGAGGUGCUGCAGAUGCUUACUCUUCUUCUCAUACGCCUCAUGGUUUGUGAGAUUGUUUUGUGAUUGUUGUUGUCUGUUCAUUGUGUCCAUUUUUUUUAAUUUUUUUUGUGUGAACUAGACCUUGCUAUGAGUUGUUUGUGAGAUAGUUGCUUGGGUAUUGUAAUAUUUAUAUGAAAUAUACACUGCUUGUAUCAUGAACCUACACUUCCUGGAUCAUUAGUCCUGAAAACAAUGUCAUUUUACUACA
This is a messenger RNA of Rosa chinensis, 1962 nucleotides long. Its product is annotated as eisosome protein SEG2. The record is from RefSeq and is a predicted model, not a curated record. The transcript has 4 exons. Gene Ontology annotation, biological process: male meiosis II. Bases 314 to 1765 code for a protein of 483 amino acids. Lineage: Eukaryota; Viridiplantae; Streptophyta; Magnoliopsida; Rosales; Rosaceae.